This is a messenger RNA of Fragaria vesca subsp. vesca, 1337 nucleotides long. RefSeq lists its product as uncharacterized. The transcript is spliced from 6 exons. Lineage: Eukaryota; Viridiplantae; Streptophyta; Magnoliopsida; Rosales; Rosaceae. The record is from RefSeq and is a predicted model, not a curated record. Bases 1 to 957 code for a protein of 318 amino acids.
AUGUAUAAAACACGGUUAGUUGCCAAGGGAUACACCCAGCGGUAUGGCAUUGAUUAUGAAGAAACAUUUGCGCCUGUAGCAAAGAUCAACACUGUUCGAAUCUUGAUUUCACUUAUGCAUACAUAUGCAGAUAUUAUAGCCUUUUGUCUUUCCAGGGAUUUGUACAAGAGAAUCAGUACAAUGGAUAAUAAUCAAGACGACGAGUUCCAUGCAGAUUUAAUUGCUCUUCUUUUUGGUAACGAGGGUGAUAAUCAAGAAGUCGGGGUAGAAGAAAUUCCGGAGGCUUUUGAGGGAGUCCAAGAAAAUCUAGAGGGUUUUGUGCAAAAUCCAGAGGGUUUGGGAGUUGAAGGGGUGCAAGUCCAAGAAAAUGUAGAGGGUUUUAUGCAAAAUCCAGAGGAGGGUUUGGGAGUUGAAGGGAAUCCGCAGGUUGUGCAAGUCCAAGAAAAUCUAGAGGGUUUUGUAUUUUCUUGGGGCGCCGCCGACGCCGAGCAAGCACAAGGUGCAGAAAUCCUAAGCGAUUUGGACAAGCCGGUGGUGGUUUACAACGCCAGGGACUCACACGAUGACCACGCUGGUACCUCGAAGAAGCGUGGCCGGCCGCGCAAAUACGCCACGCCGGAGGAGGCUCGGGCGGCAAAAACCGAGAAGCAGCGGCAGCGGAGACGGCUGAGGAGAAACCCCACCGUGCAAGGUGGCGAAAUUCCAACCGACGAUGCCGAUCAGGAGUUUGUAGCACUUCUGGAGAGUGUUUUGGAGGAAGUUACAGAGUCUACUGUGGAGAAUAAGCCUAGCCGGGAAAUUAUUGAUGAGGAGUUGGAGGAAGUUACAGAGUCUACUGCGGAGAAUAAGCCUAGCCGGGAAAUUACUGAUGAGGAUUGGACUGGGCGGUGCAGAAUUACAAGCCUGAGGAGUUCGAUGACUCACACAAGGUCUUUGAAGACUGGCACGAUGAAUUGAGGGUUGAAACCACAACAGAGGUAGAGGCUUUGUGGGAGGACCCUGAACCCUCUGAACCAAACCCAAACCCAAACCCAGAAGAUUAGACCUCAUGGCUCGAUGGAAAGCACGUUGUGUUUGGGAAAGUGGUUGAUGGUUAUAGCGUUGUUCAGAAGAUGGAGAAGGUUGGUUCGGAUUCAGGGUCGACUACAGAACCUGUGGUUAUUGAAAAUUGUGGUCAGGUAUAUGAAGACUGAUGUUUGAGUAGCUGUUUAUCAGUGUAUAAAAUUAGAGGAUGUUGUGUUGUUUAAAAUUAGAGGAUCUUUAAAAUUAGAAGACUGAUGCUUGAAUAAAUACAUGUAGUCUGGAGUGGUCUGCUAAUGGAUGUUGUGUUGUUUACA